Molecule: messenger RNA, 1586 nt
Organism: Cydia pomonella (codling moth)
Lineage: Eukaryota; Metazoa; Arthropoda; Insecta; Lepidoptera; Tortricidae
Gene: Gar1
Product: probable H/ACA ribonucleoprotein complex subunit 1
Exons: 1
Coding region: 168-866 (232 amino acids)
Biological process (GO): snoRNA guided rRNA pseudouridine synthesis; ribosome biogenesis
Cellular component (GO): box H/ACA snoRNP complex
Molecular function (GO): box H/ACA snoRNA binding
Source: RefSeq, a predicted model, not a curated record
GACAAACAUCAUUUAUUGAAAAUUUACGGGAUUUGUUCAUUAUUUACUGGUAACUCGAUGACGCUGUCAAGUGUCAAUGUCAAAAUAAACACGCUCGUUCAAAUGUCAUUUGCCGACGCAUGGCGUUUUAAGGUUAGCUUCAUUUUGUUUCGUGUUUAUUAGUGAAAAUGUCGUUCCGUGGUAGAGGUGGUGGCGGUGGCGGACGCGGCUUCGGUGGCCGAGGCGGUGGUGGCGGCGGCGGAGGUCGGGGAGGCCGCGGGGGCUUCGGCGGAGGCCGAGGACGCGGUGGCGGUGGCGGUGGUUUUCGACAACAAGAUAUGGGCCCUCCCGAAAGCGUGACGCCUCUGGGUCACUACGGCUGGACAGUGCAGGACGACCUGGUCUGUAAAGUCGACAUUGAGGACGUACCCUACUUCAACGCGCCAAUUUAUCUAGAAAAUAAAGAACAAAUCGGCAAAAUUGAUGAGAUUUUUGGCAAUCUGCGAGACUACUACGUUUCAGUUAAGCUAGGAGAGAAUAUAAAAGCGAAGAGUUUUAAGGAUGGACAGCAGUUUUAUAUUGACCCAGCGAAAUUGUUGCCAUUGAAGAGGUUUCUUCCUCAGCCGCCUGGUGCGAAGCGCGGCGGUCGAGGGGGUAGGGGCGGCGGUGGAAGAGGUGGGGGUGGUUUUGGGGGUCGGGGAGGUGGUCGAGGCGGCGGCGGAGGGUUUGGUGGUCGAGGAGGCGGCGGCCGCGGCGGUUUCGGUGGCCGAGGCGGUGGCGGCGGCUUCGGAGGCGGUGGCGGCGGCUUCGGAGGCGGUGGUCGAGGAGGAGGCUUUGGGCGUGGCGGUGGCGGCCGCGGAGGUGGCUUCAGGGGCGGCCGCCGGUAGUGUGUCUACAUGCGGCAGUGGUAGUGUGACUAUAUUGACUGUGAGAGUGAGCUGUUGGCCCUCGCCACAGUGGCUAAAUGGAACACUUUCUAUGAUUAUGUGUUUUUAGUUUUAUUGUUUGAUACAAACAUUUUAUUAAAUAUAUAUAUAUAUAUAUAUAUGUAUGAGGAAAGUAUAAAUAACAGCCUCUAAUUUAGUUUAAGACAGGUAGCCUCCAAUUUGGAUUACUCCAAGAUCCAGGGCAAUAUGUGGCAUUAUCUUUGAAAAGGGACCUUAUUGUCGAUGGUGCUUACGCCGCACUGCGUCGCGCAACGUUGUAUUUGUAUUGGAGCAUCGUUUAUAACGGCGGAAGCGCCAUCGACAAUAAGGUCCCUUUUCAUAGAUAACAUCGCAUAUUUACUUUCUAUCAGAGUUAAAAGCUAAGCUUGAACUUGUACUUGUGCAACUACAUGGGGACUUACGUUAAGUCUGUACGUUCUAAACUUAAGGAAUUGGUUGGACAUAAUUUGACUUCACAAUAUUAUAUUUUACUACUUUGUCAGCUUAAUUGUGUGUGUUAAUACAGUGAUUGUUGAGUAUAUGUUGUACCUAGUUAAAUCUUUAGGUAGUUACUUUUAUGUAGAUGUGAGUGUAUGUAGACUAAGGUCUUUGUGGCGAGGGCCAACUUCUGUCAUAAUUUUAAGUAACAAUACUGUUAAGAAUAAAGUUAAUAUUCUCGCA